Molecule: messenger RNA, 1551 nt
Organism: Chelonus insularis
Lineage: Eukaryota; Metazoa; Arthropoda; Insecta; Hymenoptera; Braconidae
Product: tigger transposable element-derived protein 2-like
Exons: 3
Coding region: 1-1551 (516 amino acids)
Cellular component (GO): nucleus
Molecular function (GO): DNA binding
Source: RefSeq, a predicted model, not a curated record
AUGUCUUGUGAUAGUAGCCUAAAAAGAAAACAUAAUGAAGUGUCGAUAGAGGUUAAGUUAAGAGCAAUCCGUGAGAUUGAAAAGGGAUCUUCGAUUUAUGAUAUUUGCAAUGAAUUGAAAGUACAUCAUAAUACUGUCAAGUCAUGGCUAAAAAAUAAGGAAAAAUUCGUGAAGUGGUCUGCUGAGCGUGGUAAUAAUAAGCUGAUGCCGAGAAGACGUUUAAGCCAUGAAGACAAUAAAAAUGUCAAUCAUGCUAUGUGGAUUUGGUUUCAAGAUAAACGUCAAGCGGGCGUUCCAAUAAAUGGACCUAUGAUCCAAGCUCAAGCUUUACGAUUUAAUUCAAUAUUUGGUGGAAAUGAAGACUUUAAGGCAAGUAACGGGUGGUUACGCAGCUGGAAAGAAAGACACGGAAUUCGUGCAUUGACUAUUUGUGGAGAAAAGUUAUCUGCAAAUAUUGAGGCAACUGACCCUUUCAAAGAGAAAUUUUUAAAGUUUGUUCAAGAUAACAAUUUAUCAUUUCAUCAAGUAUUCAAUUGUGAUGAAACUCGCCUCAAUUUUAAAGCAUUGCCAAAGACUACACUAUCUUCCAGGUUACAAGAACCUCUAUCUGGGUUAAAAAACAGCAAAAUAGGAUUCACAGUAAUGGCAUGUUCCAAUGCUGCAGGCUCUUUUAAACUGCCACUAGUUUUUAUUGGAACAGCCGCUCGUCCUCGUGCUUUAAAAAACUGCAAUAAUUUACCUGUAACAUAUUAUUCUCAAAAAAAAUCAUGGAUGACAAGACAGUUGUUUGCAACUUGGAUUGAAAAUGAUUUUGUUCCUAAGGUCAAAGAAUAUUUACAAUCUAAUGGUCUACCUCUAAAAGCUUUAUUGCUGAUGGACAAUUGCUCAGCACAUAAAAUUAAUAUUGAGGAACAUGGAAUUUUUAUAAUGUUUUUCCCUUCAAACACCACCUCGUUAAUCCAACCUAUGGAUCAGGGAUGUUUACAAAACUUGAAGUUAUUGUACAAGAAGUAUCUCAUGGACUUUAUUUUAGAUUGCAUUGAGAAAAACAUAACCUUGAGUGAUACUGUAGAAAGGAUUACCAUCAAAAAUGCAAUAGAUUGGGCAGCUGGAGCUUGGGAUCAAGUAUGGCCUUGGAAUGAUCGAUUCAAUGUAUCCAAUUUUGUGAAUCAAGAACAGGUUAUUUACAAUUUAUUGAAACAAUUUCAUACUGCUCUUCGAAGUUUAUCAGAAUACAGAAAUGUAGAUGUAAGUAAUUUUGAAGAAUGGUUAAAAUCAACGCAUCAAACACCAUGUCUAUCUGAAACCGAUAUCGUAGACAUCAUUUAUGAAGAAAAUGGAGAAGAGACAAUGUCACAUCAGGUUGAAGAUAAUAAUGAACCUCAAGAAUAUAAUGAACCUCAAGAAAAAGAGAACCAACCAAUGCAUGAAAAUUAUGAAUUUAAUUGUCAUAUGCCUGUCGAGAUAGAGGUAUCACAAGAAGUUACGAAAGAAGCAGCAGGAUUAUGUUUUAAACAAUUAAAGAAGUGUCAUGAAAAAGAGUACAAAUAA